AUGACGUUACCCACAUGUAUAAGCACUGCAUUCAGUGCUGAGAGAUGCUAUACGUUAAAUCUACUCACUGUGCAAAGAGAGAUGAUGGAGAAGUCAAGUAGUGAGGAUUCUUCAAUUCACCGGAGUCCAUCUUUGGAUAGCAAAGACUCAGGUUUUGCUAAACCUUCUACCUCAGGGAGGCAGUUUGGCCGCGGUUUUACUGCUGGAGCGUUCUAUGGUACAACUGGAUCACGCACACAGAGCCACACUGGAGCUGGAACCGGCACCGGCAUCGGGACUGGCGUGAAAAGCGACAAGUACAGUGCACCCAAAGGCAGCAAAUACGUGGUCUUUUACCUGGAUCUAUCCUUUGUUUUCCUUUUAGAAUUUAAGAAGUGCAACAUGGCAAGAGGCUGCCUGUGUUGUUUGAAAUACAUGAUGUUCCUUUUCAAUUUAAUAUUUUGGUUGUGUGGCUGUGGGCUGCUGGGUGUGGGCAUCUGGCUCUCCGUCUCGCAAGGAAACUUUGCCACAUUUUCUCCCAGCUUUCCAUCGCUGUCAGCUGCCAACCUGGUCAUUGCCAUCGGCACAAUCAUCAUGGUGACCGGCUUCCUGGGAUGCCUAGGUGCUAUCAAGGAGAACAAGUGCCUGCUGUUGAGUUUUUUCAUCAUUCUGCUCAUAAUUCUCCUGGCAGAGCUGAUACUACUCAUUUUGUUCUUUGUUUAUAUGGACAAGGUCAGCGAAAGUGCUAAGAAGGAUUUGAAGGAAGGUAUGAAGCUCUACAAUUCAGAAAAUAAUGUUGGACUGAAAAAUGCAUGGAAUAUCAUUCAAGCAGAGAUGAAAUGCUGUGGUGUGAAUGACUUUACGGAUUGGUACCCGGUGCUGGGAGAGAACACUGUGCCAGACCGAUGCUGUACAGAGAACUCACAAGACUGUGGGCGGAAUUCCACUGGCUUGGUGUGGAAAACGGGGUGCUAUGAGAGAGUUAUGACCUGGUUCGAUGAGAAUAAGCAUGUCCUCGGUUCAAUUGGGAUGUGCAUCCUCAUAAUGCAGAUUCUUGGCAUGGCCUUCUCCAUGACACUCUUCCAGCAGAUUCACAGGACUGGCAAAAAAUACGAUGCCUAAAGCCUCUGAACCGUUCCCACAUCAACCCUUCUGUCUCCUCAUAAAAAUGAACAAAAGGAAUGACUUCAAGAAGUGUCAAGCCUAGCCCUGCUGAGGGAAUCCGUCCCAGUGACCAAUCUACUUUGCUGUUACUCGUCCAGUUAUUAUCACCACUUGUUGUUUGACUCAUUUUUGUGUCACUUUCUCACUUGCCAUUUAUUUGCCAAAGAGGGGGGAAACUCCCCAAACAAACGGAUUUUCUACACAAAAUCAUAGAUCUGCUCUAAGAACGUUUCUUAAGUGAAGAAAAUGUUUUGCUCUACUAAUCCUUGUGCAAAAAAUAUGUGUGUUCAGCUUCAAGGGAGAAUCCUUCAAAGUCUUCCAUUAAGUUUUCAGCCCUCAUGUCUAAUCUACUGGAAGACUCGGGAAAGUCACUCUAACUGAGUGAUGUAGUAAUUGGAGCUGCUUUGCUUUGCAGCUUCUUGUACCUUACAGUGUAUACUUUUUUAUUAUGAUAAUGAUGAUUAUUAUGAUGGAUGUAGCUUAGAAUUUAGUUGCCUGACAUUACUUCUUACUGUUUCUGGUUUUACACAUUUAUUGUACAUUACUAUGGGAACCACUGUGUGAUCUCAGAGGACAAAGUUGAUGGUGCAAGCAAAUAAAGACAUAACUUUUCUUAAGUCCAUGGGGAGGCAUCAUCUACCUUCAUCAGGGCCUUGAUGCCCUUACUGUAACAGAGGUGGUUCCUUUUGACUCAGAGGUUCUUCCUUAGGUGGAACACAAUGCCUUCCUAUAGGACCAGAUGGUGAGCUUUCUACUCCUGUGAGGCCUUUACUCAUCCAAAGCAGUGUCUGGCUACUUUGAUGUUGUGCUACUUUGAAAGCUAAAAGUUGUGUUACUGCUCCCCCAGCACGAAGGAGAGAGAUUGCAACCUGACCUAGUGGAGAGCUGGAAGCAGACUUCACAGAUUGUGUGGUCUGCUUCAAAAUGUCUAUCUUAGGCACAUCAUGCUGCUGGAUAGGAGGGAAUGGAUGGCAAUUUGAUGGCAACAUUGUCAUGCCAUGCCCUUCCUCACAGGGAUUUCCUCAGGCAGAGGAAAUCCAGCUGUCUUCCUGAGCUGGAAAAGAUGGCUUGAUUAAAGGUGACCAGACAAAAGGGGCAAUUUCCAAAACAGCACUCAGAGACAGUGUGUGCUCUCACACUUUCAGUACAGAAUUGGUUCUUGCUGAUGGACUGCCACGUGCAUCCAGUGGGGUAGUUCAGAGUUCACUGCAAUGUGCAUUUUUACCAACAUUCCUGUUAGAAAACUUGAAUAUGUAGUUCUGUAGUUUGAAUGUGGCUUCCUUGCAAGUAGCCUUCAUUUACCUUUUGUUCCAAGUGUUUUGCUGGUUUGUGAAAGAAGAACAGGCUCAGGCACUGGGGUGUUCUUGUUUAACUUCAGUCAGUGCUCAGCUCAGCUCUGAAAGAAACACUGGUUGUUUAGGUUAGCAGGAGUCAGAAGUGACCUGCUCGUCAAGGUCAUCCUCACCCAGCAAUGGUU
This is a messenger RNA of Dryobates pubescens (Downy woodpecker), 2620 nucleotides long. RefSeq names its product tetraspanin 9 (gene TSPAN9). The coding region runs from base 1 to 1101 and encodes 366 amino acids. NCBI's taxonomy places the organism in Eukaryota, Metazoa, Chordata, Aves, Piciformes, Picidae. Gene Ontology annotation, cellular component: membrane. The transcript is spliced from 8 exons. The record is from RefSeq and is a predicted model, not a curated record.